This is a messenger RNA of Salarias fasciatus (jewelled blenny), 3368 nucleotides long. RefSeq names its product serine threonine kinase 39 (gene stk39). Gene Ontology annotation, molecular function: protein serine/threonine kinase activity; ATP binding. The coding region runs from base 216 to 1736 and encodes 506 amino acids. Gene Ontology annotation, biological process: peptidyl-threonine phosphorylation; negative regulation of potassium ion transmembrane transporter activity; intracellular signal transduction. NCBI's taxonomy places the organism in Eukaryota, Metazoa, Chordata, Actinopteri, Blenniiformes, Blenniidae. Gene Ontology annotation, cellular component: cytosol; cytoplasm. The transcript is spliced from 18 exons. The record is from RefSeq and is a predicted model, not a curated record.
GGUCCGUUAUUUUCCGGGUUGCGCCGCUGCUGGGAGGUUUAUCCUGCUGCAGCUGCCAGCUGACACUCACCGAGGAGGUGAGGUCGUGUCUCUCUCUCUCCCUCUCCCUCUCUCGGUGUCUCUCUGCCGUCAGUCCGGGACUGAGGCCGCUAACUAGCCGCAUCAUCAUCAUCAUCAUCAUCAUCCUCCUCCACAUCGUCAUCAUCAUCAUCAUCAUGGCGGAUCAAGGCGAAUCCACGGCUCCGGUCCUCCACCCGCAGCCGGCGCCGGCGACCAGCUGGCCGAUCACCCGGGAAUCGUACGAGCUGCAGGAGGUGAUCGGCAGCGGGGCCACGGCUGUGGUGCAGGCCGCCUUGUGCACCCCCAGACAGGAGCGCGUGGCCAUAAAGAGAAUCAACCUGGAGAAAUGCCAGACCAGCAUGGACGAGCUGCUGAAAGAAAUCCAAGCCAUGAGCCAGUGCAACCAUCCCAACGUCGUGACGUACUACACCUCCUUUGUCGUGAAAGAUGAACUGUGGUUAGUCAUGAAGCUCCUGAGCGGAGGCUCGAUGCUGGAUAUAAUUAAGCACACAAAUAAAGAAGAAGACAAAAGUCGAGCAGCUCUGGACGAACCCAUUAUUGCCACUAUAUUAAAAGAAGUCCUUGAGGGACUGGACUAUCUGCACAGAAACGGACAGAUCCACAGGGAUGUGAAAGCUGGGAACAUACUACUGGGAGAGGACGGGUCCGUACAGAUCGCAGAUUUUGGCGUGAGCUCGUUUCUCGCCACCGGAGGUGACAUGACCAGAAACAAAGUCCGAAAGACUUUUGUGGGCACGCCCUGCUGGAUGGCGCCGGAGGUGAUGGAGCAGGUUCGAGGCUACGACUUCAAAGCAGAUAUUUGGAGUUUUGGGAUCACGGCCAUCGAGCUGGCGACGGGCUCCGCGCCCUACCACCGCUACCCCCCCAUGAAAGUUUUAAUGCUCACCCUACAGAACGAUCCUCCCACCCUGGAGACGGGCGUCGAGGACAAGGAGCUGCUGAAAAAAUACGGCAAAUCAUUUAGGAAGCUAAUAACUAUGUGCCUUCAGAAGGAUCCUGCCAAGAGGCCUGCAGCCGCAGAGCUUUUGAAGUGCAAAUUCUUCCAAAAGGCCAAGAACAAAGAAUAUCUGGUCGAAAAGCUUUUGUGUCGCGCACCAAAGAUUUCCCAGCGAGCGAAGAAGGUGAGGAGGGUCCCGGGCUCCAGCGGCCACCUGCACAAAACGGAAGACGGGGACUGGGAGUGGAGCGACGACGAGCUGGACGAGGGCAGCGAGGAGGGCAAGGCGGCGGUGAACCAGGGCAGGUCACGAAGGGUCAGAGAUGAGGCCAAAGAUAAUGAGGAGAAUGCCAACAAUGUCCCUAUUGAAGGCUUGUCUAUUCAGCAUCCCCAGGUUGAGCCGUAUGAGGAUGCGCCCCUCAUCCCAGGCGCCGUCAACAUGGUCCUGCGGCUGAGGAACUCCAAAAAAGAGCUGAAUGACAUCCGGUUUGAAUUCACUCCUGGGCGAGACACCGCCGACGGCGUUUCCCAGGAGCUGUUCUCCGCCGGUCUGGUCAGCGGCCACGAUGUCGUCGUCGUUGCUGCGAACCUUCAGAAGAUUGUAGACGACCCAAUCACCUACAAAGUGUUGACCUUCAAGCUGGCCUCCGGCUGCGAUGAAUCGGAGAUCCCGGACGAGGUGAAGCUGAUCGGCUUCGCCCAGCUGAGCGUCAGCUGAUGUCCUCUUCACUCCCGCAGCAGGUGAGACGGGGGCGUCAGUUCAGGGCAGACACACUGAGGAGCACACCUCCACCUCCUGCAAUACCCCCCCCACCACUGCCCCCCUCCCCCAACUGCCCCUCCGCCCACCCCCUGCUCCUCCCCUUCCACCCUCCUGGAGGCUGAGCCCUGCCACCGCCCUGACCUGCACCUCCGUAGUGCCGACCCCCCCCCCGCUCACUGCCCCCCCCCCCCCCCACCACCACCACCACCACCACGACCCCCGACCCUUAACUUUAAUGACAUUCCACCGCCCAGCGCACAGACCAGGAUCCAGAGACUCCCUGGAGCCUAAAAGACGUACUCAGGUGGAGACAGAGGGUGUUCUAACAUGUAGCUGCGAAUGUUUUUAUUUAUUUAUUUCUUAUGUUCUUUUUUUUUUUUUUUUUUUUUUUUUUUUUUUAAUUUUACGUCACAUUACCUCUGUGUUCAGCAAAGCUCUCAUUAUUAUUUAUUGGAACGAGAAGGUAUUUUCUUUUCUCCUGUUUUUUUUUUUCCCCUCUCACGCUGUUUUGUUGCCACAAUGAAAACACACUUGCUUUGACUCGCGUCUCACGAAGCCACUCGUCUGGGACGUUUCCCCGAAGCUCUGUGUCACAACCUAAGAUUUAGUUCAUUUCUGGGGGGAAAAAAAAUUUGAAAAAAGCACAUUUUCAUAAUAACAUAAUGAAUGUCGAGGAGGAGAAUGAACUGUUUCCGUGUCGAGACCCGUUUCACAUGAACAACAAUAGAACCGUUUGCUUGAGUGUGCAGAGUAAAAAAAAAACAAAAAAAACAAAAAACUCGAGACCUGGAUGCUACUGUGUAUAAUUUGCUGCUCUCGACAGUGUUACUGCUUCUAAAAUGCUAGAGGUGCCUUGUUCAUUUUUCUGUGCCUAAGAAAGUAAUCAAAGAGUUGAGACGACCACACCGAGCGCACAGCCUGCUGAUCGCCAUUUCACCCACGUAUUACUCCAGCGAAGCCACAAUUCCAGUGAAGUGAGUUUAACUUGACAAGGCGGGCUGAAAAAAAAAAAUUGCACUUUUGGGCUGAGUGUGUGCCCCUCCUCCUCCAACCCCCCCCCCCCCCCCCCUCCUCCACCCGUAACCCCACCCUCACCCCCCGACAAGCGAAUGCUCCGCCCAUGAAGACAUGUUAAUGUAUACGUGCGUUACGUAACCGAGCCCCGCAGCGGCAGUUAUUUGACGCCGGGCUCGUCCGCAGGACCACGACACUUUGAUUUCCAAGCUCUGUCUUGCUGCACUACAAAAAAAAAAAAAACAACUUUACGUUCCCAAAUAUGUAGUAGCUCCAUAAACGAUGUACUGUACGACGGCAACAACGCAUCCCAGAACGAAACCAAACGGCAACUACUGAAAGGGUGACGAGCCAUUUGUUUGUCCAAAAUAAAAAAUAAAAAAUAAAAAAGAAGUCCAGUAGCGCAAAAUUAUUUUAGGUAUUGAGGUGGUAAAUAAAUAUUAACUUCUUCUAAAUUCUUUAUUUUAUGAAGUAAUUUAUUGUGUUUUCUAUGUACAGUAUGUGAACCAUUUCAGCGUAUUAUUCCUGUUUCCUCUCUGUAAUCAGCUGAUGUCAAAUUUCUGAAGAGGAGCA